AAUCCUCUAGCCCUAUAAAUACAGUGACACUGCAGCCGCUGGAAGCCUCUGACAGCUCCGCCUCCGAGGAGCCUCUGCCCUCCCCGGGGAUCCGGGCCACCUGCCGCCACCAUGAGGGUCCUCUACCUGCUACUGCUGACUCUCGGCCUCCUCUUUUCGCAGCUGGCCACAGGUGUUAACCUGCUUACGGGUCUCGGCCAGAGGUCCGACCACUACAAAUGUGUCAAGAAAGGGGGCACCUGCAACUUCUCCCCCUGCCCGCUCUUCAACAGGAUUGAAGGCACCUGUUACAGUGGAAAAGCCAAGUGCUGCAUCCGUUGACUCUGAGCUGGAGCAUGGGCAGAGGGGACCCAGAAGCCAAAUCUACACAUGAGGGAUGCAGGGGGUCCACGUGAGACUAAGGACACCUGAUGACGAGAUGACACAGCUUCAGGCCUCCCUCUGUCCCAGCGGAAGUUCACCCCUGAUUCAGCGGUCUCAGCUGCCUGCCCAUCUGCAGAGGCCAGAACCGCUGCCCUUUCUCCUCCCUGGGCCGGGGGCAGUGGGUUGUGGGUUGGUUAACCUCAGCAUCUGAGGAGCUUCGCUAGGACCAUAAAGCUAUUCCUAUUUCACUCUGUAGGCCUAAUAGUAGGGUUCCUGGGUGACCAUUCUUCACUCCAGCACAAUCACGUGGUCUAUUUACAUGUCACUUAGAAAAGCAUCCUCUACGACCACUGCCCCUGCCUUUCAUCAUGUCUGCACCAUUAGUCCUGUAGACACCCACUGAUGGGGAAGAAGGGGUUGCCUUCCCUUUUUUCCAAUAAAUUUCUUACAACUCCUGAUGAUA
Messenger RNA from Balaenoptera musculus (blue whale), 826 nucleotides. It is a transcript of the gene DEFB1, whose product is annotated as defensin beta 1. Gene Ontology annotation, molecular function: CCR6 chemokine receptor binding. Gene Ontology annotation, cellular component: extracellular region. Bases 112 to 321 code for a protein of 69 amino acids. Gene Ontology annotation, biological process: defense response to Gram-positive bacterium; innate immune response in mucosa; defense response to Gram-negative bacterium. The transcript has 3 exons. The record is from RefSeq and is a predicted model, not a curated record. NCBI's taxonomy places the organism in Eukaryota, Metazoa, Chordata, Mammalia, Artiodactyla, Balaenopteridae.